AUGGUGACGACGAGAUCUUCUCUCGGGGGGCGUUCUCCCUCGCCUGCUGCGGGAAACGUUGAUGCGACGACGACGAGCAAAAAGAAGAAUUCUGACGAUGCGAGGAGCACUGAGGAUGAUGAUAACGACGAACAACAACCGACGUUGGCGGAUGUCCUUCCGUUAAUUCAAGAGUAUUUGAAAUCGACCGGUUUGUUCUCGCGAACGGUUGCCGCGCUGAACGCGGAGACGCAACUGAAAAAAGUGAAAACUGCGUUAGAGGAGUGCAAAGAAAGCAGAGUAUUAGGCGGAGAAGGCGAGACGCUGAUGGAGGUGUGCAAAGCGUUCGUGGAGAGUAAACGAAGUAAACGAAGUAGAGAUGAUGACGAGGAGGAGGACGAAGGAGCAUCGGCUGCUAAAAAGAAGGCGAAAAUUUUAGGAGGCGAAAGUUCGUCGUCGUCGUCCUCGAGCAGCAGCGGCAGUUCUUCUUCUUCGUCUGACUCGGAAUCCGCCGAAAAGAAAGAAGAGGCGAAGAAGAAGGAAAGCAGCUCAUCGUCUUCUUCGUCUUCGUCUUCUUCUUCUUCUUCCAAGUCUGAGGAGGAAAAGAAAAAAGAGCCGUCACCGAAGUCGUCUUCAUCAUCUUCGAGCUCGUCGUCGUCUUCCUCGUCUUCCGAGAAGAAAGAAGAAGAAAAGAAGAAAGAUUCGUCUUCGAGCUCCUCCUCAUCAUCGUCGUCGUCGUCUGAAUCUGAAUCCGAGAAGGUGAAAGAACCGACGCCUGUGAAGAAAGACUCCUCCUCGAGCAGUUCGUCGUCCAGCUCUUCCUCGUCUUCUGAAUCCGAGAAGAAGGAAGAAGAGAAGAAAGAGUCGUCGUCUUCGAGUAGUAGCAGUUCGUCGUCCUCGGAGUCCGAGAAGAAAGAGGAAGAGGAGAAGAAGAAGGACUCGUCAUCGUCUUCGUCCUCGUCAUCGUCCAGCAGUAGCAGUAGUAAGAAAGAAGAAGGAGAGAAGAAGAAGGAGAAAGAUUCCAGUAGUAGCAGCAGUUCCUCAUCAUCCUCCUCCAGCAGCAGCGACGACGACGAUGAACCCGCCAAGAAGAAGGCGAAAGCCUCGACGCCAGAACCGGCGAACGUGUCCGAGAAGGUGCCAGACUUCGCGAAGAAAGCGAAAUCGGUCCCCGCGAAGAAAGGUCCGAACCAACCGUUUCAACGCGUGAAGAACGAAGAGUGGUUGGGACAAAAAGGCAGUUGGGACAUGACGUACGAAGCGGCGUUCGGGGAGAAAGGCGUCGGGUGGAAAGCGCAGGAGGUUUUAGGGAAAGUUAAAGGCGCGAGGUUUACGCACGAGAAGAAUAAGCGGAAACGAUCGACGUACAGAGGCGGCUUGAUUGACGACACGGCGGUGAAUUCGAUCAAGUAUCCGAGCGAUUCGGAUUAA
Bathycoccus prasinos is the source of this 1410-nucleotide messenger RNA. RefSeq lists its product with no specific name. Bases 1 to 1410 code for a protein of 469 amino acids. The record is from RefSeq and is a predicted model, not a curated record. Lineage: Eukaryota; Viridiplantae; Chlorophyta; Mamiellophyceae; Mamiellales; Bathycoccaceae. The transcript has 2 exons.